CUUCUCCCUUCCCGGAGGAUCGGAGAACCGUUGCUGGGAGGAAACCGUCGAGGCCCGUUGGAAGAAACCGCCAGCGAAACUCAGUAAAAUCCUGCAAAAAUGUCUCUGUAUCCAUCACUCGAAGACCUGAAAGUAGAUAAAGUAAUUCAGGCUCAGGCAGCUUUUUCUGCAAACCCUACCAGUUCAGCAAUUUUGCCAGAUUCCUCUGCUCCCAUUUCUCAAGAUGGAAGUCUCUAUCCUAAACUAUAUCCUGAACUCUCUCAGUACAUGGGCCUUAAUUUAAAUGAAGAAGAAAUACGUAAAAACUUGGGUGUGGUUCCUGGAACAUCUCAGGGGAUGGUGACCAGGCCUUCUGCCAUGAGUUAUAUGGUGUCUCCUGUAACUGGUAGUGAUGUUGGAAUUCGAAGAGCAGAAAUUAAACAAGGCAUCCGUGAAGUUAUUUUAUGUAAAGAUCAAGAUGGAAAAAUUGGCCUUCGACUUAAGUCAGUAGAUAAUGGUAUUUUCGUUCAGCUGGUCCAGGCCAAUUCUCCAGCAUCUUUGGUUGGACUGAGGUUUGGGGACCAAGUUCUGCAAAUUAAUGGUGAAAAUUGUGCAGGGUGGGGCUCUGAUAAAGCCCAUAAAGUUCUCAAACAGGCUUUUGGAGAGAAGAUAACUAUGACUAUCCGAGACAGACCAUUUGAACGAACUGUUACCAUGCAUAAGGAUAGCACAGGACAUGUUGGAUUCGUUUUUAAAAAUGGAAAGAUAAGCUCUAUUGUGAAAGAUAGUUCUGCAGCAAGAAAUGGUCUUCUCACUGAGCACAACAUUUGUGAAGUCAAUGGUCAGAAUAUAAUUGGCCUGAAGGACUCUCAGAUUGCAGACAUAUUGUUGACAUCUGGGACUGUAAUUACCAUUACAAUCAUGCCUGCUUUCAUCUUUGAACACAUAAUGAAAAGGUGUUUAAGGACAUCAUUCUGACCUGGCUCUGCUCCUAUCUCCAUCUCCUUUGCCGGAUCCUCCUCCAGAGCCCGUCCUCUAAGCAGCCCUCUUCUCCUUCACUCGGUGAUAACAGCUUCCAUCUCUAUGCUGAUCAUUCUCAAAUGGACCUUUCCUGUCCCAGACUUUGCUGACCUCCAAUCUCACAUCCCCGACCUAUAGCUUCAGAGAGCUUCAACUGGGCAACCAUGGGACAUCUGAAACUCAAUACAUCUAAAACAGAACUCUUUCUCCUAAACCUGCCCUUCCUCCAACCUUCCCUUUCACUAUAGAGGGCUGCACUCACCUACCAGCCCCUCAAGCUCCCAACCUAGGGGUUAUCCUGGACUCCCCACUACCACACCCCCAAAUCCAAUCGGUGGCCACGGGCUACUGAUUCACCCUUGCAACAUCUCUUCAAUGUCCCCUUCUCUCUUCUGACUCUGCCACCACCAGGGCAGGCCCUCGGAGCUCUAUGCCAGGACUACUGCCUCAAGUCUCCCUCUGCUCCAAUCCAUCCUCCAUUCAGCCCCUAAAAGUGAAUUUUCCUCAAUUCCCCCUGCCUCCACUUAAUAAACUCUUUAAGUGGCUUCCUAUUGCCUCCAGGAGUUGUUUGUUUGCUCUGUUUGACACUCAAAAUCCUUUCUAACCUGGCUUCCUCUGCCUUGCUGGUCUUCUUAUUUCCCUGUAAGUACUCUGAUCCAGGAAACACUAGCCUCCUUGCUAUUUGACCAACCAGGCACUCCAGCUCUGCUGGAGGCAUUUUCUCUGGCUGCCCCAUGCCUGGGAUGCUCCUCUCUCUCUGCUGCUCCUGACCUCCCAGGCUUCCAUUAAGUUCCAAAUCCUGCUUUCUACAGGAAGUCUUCCCCAACCCCUUUUAAUUCUAGUAUCUCCCUUUAUCUUCUAUGUAUCCUGGAUACAGCUUACUUUGUACAUUAUUUUUUUUUAUAACUUUUUUGCCUCACUGUGGAAUUGAUUUUCAAUUUUAUCUCUGAUGGAUUCUCAAUCCUCCUGGGAUGUGAUCACAUAAUAGCUAACAUUUAAAGGUUUUACUUCACAUGUAUUAUAUGAUUCUUACAUUUGUGAAAUAGAUGCUAUUAUUACCUCUCUAAAAUAAAAUUAAAUGACUUAACCAGUGCCACAUAACUAAUAAGCAUCUAAGGGAGGAUUUGAACUCAAUGCUUCUCAAUUCCAAGUCUGUCCACUCUGUACCUAACUUCCUUCUAGAUAACCACUGUCAGGGGAUACUUAAUCCAAUCUUCUCAUUUUUAGAGAAGGAAACUUGCUCAGGUUUAGGACUUGGCCAGA
Gracilinanus agilis (Agile Gracile Mouse Opossum) is the source of this 2262-nucleotide messenger RNA. RefSeq names its product syndecan binding protein (gene SDCBP). Gene Ontology annotation, molecular function: syndecan binding. The coding region runs from base 100 to 957 and encodes 285 amino acids. Gene Ontology annotation, biological process: positive regulation of transforming growth factor beta receptor signaling pathway. Lineage: Eukaryota; Metazoa; Chordata; Mammalia; Didelphimorphia; Didelphidae. The transcript has 9 exons. The record is from RefSeq and is a predicted model, not a curated record. Gene Ontology annotation, cellular component: cytoplasm; plasma membrane.